Molecule: messenger RNA, 957 nt
Organism: Nannospalax galili (Upper Galilee mountains blind mole rat)
Lineage: Eukaryota; Metazoa; Chordata; Mammalia; Rodentia; Spalacidae
Product: olfactory receptor 1002-like
Exons: 1
Coding region: 1-957 (318 amino acids)
Biological process (GO): G protein-coupled receptor signaling pathway; sensory perception of smell
Cellular component (GO): membrane
Molecular function (GO): olfactory receptor activity; odorant binding; G protein-coupled receptor activity
Source: RefSeq, a predicted model, not a curated record
AUGAGGCACAGAAAUCAAACUGUGGUGACUGAGUUUUUUUUCAUGGGCUUAACAAACACCUUCCAGCUCCAAGUUUUCCUCUUCCUGACAUUUCUCUGUGUUUACCUUAUCACUGUUCUGGGGAACCUGGGCAUGAUCACACUCAUUCACAUGGACUCCAGACUGCACACCCCCAUGUACUUUUUGCUUAGCCACUUGUCCUUUGUGGAUGCCUGCUCCUCCUCUGCCAUUGGUCCCAAGAUGUUGUCUGACAUCUUUGUGGAGAAAAAAGUGAUCUCUUUUUCAGGUUGUGCUAUCCAGCUAUGUUUAUUUAGUGAGUGUGUGGUCACAGAAUGCUUCCUUCUGGCUUCCAUGGCAUAUGACAGGUAUAUAGCUAUCUGUAGGCCCUUGCUUUACACACUCAUUAUGUCCCAGCAGGUCUGUGUGCUGCUAGUAGCAGGCCCUUACACUGUAGCCCUUAUAAGCACCAUGAUUCAUAUGACAUUUGCCUUUCGACUACCCUAUUGUGGUCCAAAUCUCAUCAAUCACUUCUUCUGUGACCUUCUUCCUGUGUUAUCCUUGGCAUGUACAGAUAUCCAUGUGAACAAACUUUUGCUUUUCACUGUGGCUGGGAUUCUGGGUGUGUUCAGUGGUGUGAUCAUCCUGGUGUCCUACAUUUACAUUGUCAUUGCCAUCCUGAGGAUCCGCUCUGCUGAUGGGAGGCGCAAAGCCUUCUCCACCUGCUCUUCGCAUCUGUUGGCAGUCUCCAUCCUUUAUGGGACCCUCUUCUUUAUCUAUGUUUGUCCAAACUCCAGCUUCUCCCUAGAUAUCAAUAAAGUUGUGUCAUUGUUUUACACAGCUGUGAUUCCCAUGUUGAACCCACUCAUCUACAGUCUGAGAAACAAAGAGGUCAAAGAUGCAGUCAAAAGGACGUUUGGAAAGAAGUUUUGCUACUGUUUGAGAGAUAAAAUAUUAUAA